Molecule: messenger RNA, 1461 nt
Organism: Fusarium sp. VM40
Lineage: Eukaryota; Fungi; Ascomycota; Sordariomycetes; Hypocreales; Nectriaceae
Source: the annotation of a GenBank genome assembly
AUGGACUUUUUCGAAAGGCUUCCCACGGAGUUAAUAGCCCCAAUUCUAAGCAAGUUGCCCGAUCUCAAAAGUCUGUAUAAUAUUGUCAAAGCGUCGCCACGUAUCUUUCACUUCCUCAACAGCCCCUCCGGCGCUGCAAUCCUCGAUAGUCUCCUCGACCUUUGGGGCCAGGUGAUUGAGGACAAGGAUCUCUUCAUCAGUGGUUCGCGUGAUGAAGAUGGCAAUAUGAAACGUCGAGAGUUUGGUACACUGCCAUGGGUGCCGCUCGUCUUACGGCUCAUUGCUCUUGUCAAACACAGCUCUGCCACAAACCAACCGGCAAAUAAUCUUGAGUCCUUGAUCAGCAAGUACCUCGAGCCAGUUACCACAGAUAGACCAGACAUGCAUCAACAUGACCUCAAGUUUCCAAAAGACACCACCCCGAGGAUCCGGCUUCAGGACGUGACAGGUGGACCUCAAUCGUACUCACCACGGAAGAUGCUUUUUCUCACAAGAAAAAUUCUAGUACUUGCAGAAGAGUGUUUCCAAUUGUUUCACGAGCGUAUUCGGACUUCCAAACCUCAGCAUCUUACCGAUAAAACCUUUGAGCUCAAGCCAUUACCAUGGAACCUCCGCCCUGACGGCCAACCUUGGGGCGAAUCCUACGAGCUUAACGCUGGAGCAGACGAACCCUCAUGGUGGGAAAUGCAGGGGCUCACCUUUGGAUUUUGCAAUCUUCAACUGCGUUAUGAGCUAAGUAACGCGAUUUACGAAGGGCGGUUAAACUGGCCAGCAUCAGAUGCUACAGCCAUACGCGACCUGGGAAGUGCAGAGAUGUGCCUACCUGGGCUCGGAAAGUGGACCAUAUUAAACACAUGGGAAUCAGUUUGGGCCGCAGUACUUUACGUCCGGGAUCUAGAAGGUGCCCCAGACGAAUACUCUUGCGUGGGCGAUACCGACGGCGAGAACAGGGACAAACACUUCAAAGACACGGGGUUUAAACCUCUUGAAGGCGGUGGAUUACGACUACCGCAACCAAAGCACGAAACAUCAGAGUUUAAAUGGCCAACGAAGAUAUCAAAUCAACCGCCACUAUAUAUGUGGGACAAUGUCUUCGCGUAUGGCUGUGGAUUGGCAUUAGCUAUAAAUGGCAGCUCGUUUGCCGAAUCCGACUUCUGGUCAGAAAGCACCACUGAGCUAACCGAAAGCCUAUUAUUCCGCCCGUUUAGGCGUUUGGGUUUUGGUAUCUGGGAUCCAACAAGGCUGCACAAGAUGCAAAUGAUUGAUUGUAUUAUGCGCAGCGAUGAUCCCGAAGUUGGGAUGAAGCAUAACGUUCUUCAGGACUGGCAAGAAAAUCUGGUUUUCACAUGGAUGAGCCUUCUUAGUGCUGAAGAGAAAGAAGAGUUACAGGUUUAUCAAGAGGGACUGCGAUUGAAGAGGCAGCAAGAAUCGGAGGAGUUGGCUACUGCUGUCAGCGAGUGA